Messenger RNA from Procambarus clarkii (red swamp crayfish), 6595 nucleotides. NCBI's taxonomy places the organism in Eukaryota, Metazoa, Arthropoda, Malacostraca, Decapoda, Cambaridae. The record is from RefSeq and is a predicted model, not a curated record.
AUGGAAGACUCCUCACAGGCGCUGUUGGCGGGCCCAGAGGACGCCGCCGAGUACGGAGAGGACGCCAUAGACGCCAGCAGCCGCGUCCUCCCAGACAUGGUCCUCGACGCCUCGGGAGGACACAUCUUUGUCCUCACUACAACCAGGGUGACCAAGUACCGGGUUGAGAGCUGCGCCGUCUACACCAACUGUUCCUCGUGUCUGGGGGCGCGGGACCCCUACUGCGGCUGGUGCUCACUGGAGAAAAGGUGUACGGUGCAGCUGGCGUGCCAGAAGGCGACCUUCUCCUCCCCGCGCUGGUUGAGCUUCGGCUCCGGCCAACAGUGUAUCGACUUCGAGAUGAUAUUGCCGGACAGACUACCCAUUGACCAGAUGGCUACGGUUCAGUUGACGAUCCGGACGCUGCCAGAACUACCAACAGGCGCCAAAUACCAGUGCGUGUGGGGGUCAGCGCCCCCAGCGGACGCCCUGGUGACGGCCUCGGGGCUCACCUGCAUCACGCCCGCACGCCCACACCGCCCAUCCAUCCCCAUCCACCACGACCACGUCCUCGUGCCGCUGGCCGUCCGCUCCAGCGAGACCAACAAGGACUUCGUCUCCCGCAACUUCGCCUUCUACGACUGCGGCCGCCACAGCACCUGCAGCAGCUGCGUCCGCAGCAACUGGGCGUGCAACUGGUGCGUGUACGAGAACACCUGCACGCACAACGCCUCCUCCUGCAGCGGUAACGUCGUGUCUGGGGAAAAUAACCCGGCGCAGUUGUCGUCGCACGGCUCGGGGUUCUGUCCGCGGUUCUGGACGGAGCAGUCGCACCUGCUGGCUGCUGACGGGGCUCGCUCAGAGCUGCAGCUGCUGGUGGAGAACCUGCCGGUACCACGAGUGGGUCAGCUGGGCUUCCAGUGUGUGGUGAGCAUCGAGGGCGCCACCAUGCUUGUUGGGGCGCGGGUGAUGGGCGCCGCUGAGGAGGAGGAAGGCAGCAGCAGCAGCAGCAGUCCAGCCACCACCGUCAGCAGCAGCCACCAGCAGCAGCAGCCACACCGGCGGGUGCAGCGGGUCGUCUGCGAACCCACCGUCUACCGCUACGAGUCAGCAGAAGGGGAGUACGAGGCGCGGGUGACGCUAGUAUGGAACCGCGACCACCAGGUGGACGCGCGGCCUCUGACGCUGUACAAGUGUGGCGUGUUGGGCGCCCACCGCGGCCACCAUGACUGUUCCCUCUGCGUCACGCGGCACCCGCGGUACCGCUGCGCCUGGUGCGGCGCCGCAUGCAGGUACGCGCCGCACUGCCCCUCCGUCGCAGGCGUCGCUGCGGCCUCGUCGUCAGCCGCAGUCUCGCGACCAACCGGCCGCGACCAGUUGGACGCAAGUGACGCGCGACUCAGCCAGUGUCCGACGCCCAGGAUUGACGUGAUUCAGCCUCUUGCGGGCCCGUUGGAGGGCGGCACCUUGGUCACCAUCGAGGGCAGCAACCUGGGCCUCCGGGAGGAGGACGUGCAGGAGAACGUGUUCAUCGGGGACGUGCCUUGCCACGUGCACGACUAUCGCGUGUCGGUGAGGAUCACGUGCCGCACCAGCCCCGCGCCGCACCGUCACGGAUUACCGGCUUCCACAGAGUUGCAGUUCCCAGUCCGGGUGACCACUCCUGCGGGAACCACUCAGUCCACCGUUAAGUUCACGUACACUAACGUGAGUGUGACGGGGGUGUGGCCGUCACACGGGCCGGUGUCCGGAGGCACUGUCCUCUCCGUCAGCGGCCGCUUCCUGAACGUCGGUUCUCACGUGUCCGCCAAGCUCGACGACCUUCCCUGCGUCGUCAACAAGACGCAAUCGUCGUCGCACCGGCUGGUGUGCGUCACGUCAAGGGCGUCGGCGGCGGCUUCAGGCGACGCCAGCAAGGAGAGUGAAGACGUCGCUAGGGCCGUGCGAACUCUGGCGGUGACUGUAGACGGUGCUCGUCGAACUCUGGCGUCACCCUUCACAUACACGCCGGAUCCUAGAGUGCUCGAACUCAAGCCACUGAAGAGUCCGUGGGGUGGUGGCCGUCUCGUUACCGUCCACGGGACACACCUGGAUGCCAUACAGGCGCCACGGAUUACUGUCAAUCUUUUCGAACGUGUCCUCAACUCGUCCGCCUGUCGUGUCCUGGGCCCGGAUCAGAUGGAGUGUCCCUCGCCACCUUUGGACCGUGACGCUGUUCUGGGCAUCUUAGAGGCGCACGAUACUGUACGGCGCCGUCGUCGAAGUCGCAGCAGACGAUCUCACAAAGCCCAAAGAUCUCCACGAAGACGGGACCACGACGGCGACGAAGUCGCCGUCGAUGUUGGCUUCGUAAUGGACGGCGUCGCGUCCGUGCUUCACCUCCGUAAACAUUUCCCGAACGUCAGAUCCCGCCUGACGUACAUGACGGAUCCUCGCUACUACGCCUUCCCCCACGGCGUCAAGCUCUACAAGGGCGACACGCUGGUGAUCGAGGGAGAGCAUAUUAACGAUGCUGCGGAUGAGAGUGACGUACGCGUGUCUAUCGGACUGUCCCUCUGCAAUGUCACCUCGUUGGCGGCGACGCAACUGGUGUGCACGCCGCCCGAAGUGCAGCCAGACGCUACGGACGAGCGAGGCGUGGCCACCCCAGAGAUGCUGCCGCUAGUGGUGGUGCACGUGGGGCAGUACCUGCGUUUUCCCCUGGGGGUCCUGCGCUACGAGCGGCACCGAAGGUUCCCUCUCACCCCAGAGGGCAUCGCCGGACUAGCAGGCGGGGCGCUGUUCCUGGUGCUUGCGUCCUUCGUCGUGCUGGCCGUGUACCGCCGCAAGUCGUCCCAGGCGGAGAGAGUGUACAAGCUCAUGCAGCUCCAGAUGGAUAGCCUCGAGAGCCACGUCCGAACAGAGUGUAAACAAGCGUUCGCGGAGCUGCAGACGGAUAUGACGGAUCUGACGGCUGACCUGGAGUCGUCUGGGAUCCCAACCCUGGAUCACCGUAGCUACGUUAUGAAGGUCUUCUUCCCCGGCGUUACCGACCACCCCAUCCUCAACGACCCUAAGGCUCGAGUACCUGGUCCCCGCACCAACUACGACGUGGCCAUGCUGCAGUUCGAGCAGCUGGUCGCCAACAAGCACUUCCUCCUCUCCUUCAUAGACACCCUCGAGUCCCAGAAGUCCUUCAGUAUUCGAGACAAAGUGAAUGUGGCGUCACUGGUGACAGUGUUACAGAUGAGCCGGAUGGAGUACCUAACGGAAGUGAUGCGUUGCCUAAUGCUGCGUCUAGUGUCGUCCGCCGCCGCCACCAAGCAUCCACAACUGAUGCUGCGGAGGACAGAAAGCGUGGUCGAGAAGAUGCUCACCAACUGGAUGGCACUCUGCAUGUAUAGCUACCUUAAGGGGGACGCUGGGACGGCACUGUUCCUGCUCUACAAGGCCAUCAAGCACCAGGUGGAAAAGGGCCCCGUGGACGCCCUUACUCACGACGCCCGCUACUCCCUCUCCGAGGAACGCCUGCUCAGGGAGCAGGUCGAGUCCAGCCCUGUGACCAUCCACCUGCUACACGAUGACCCUCACUAUGAAAAAAUUCCCUACCAGGCCACCUACAGUGCGCUGACCAUGUACGCCGAGGAGUACGAGGAGAAGGUGCAGGUGAAGGUCCUAGAUUGCGACACCAUUAGCCAAGUAAAGGCAAAGAUCCUGGACGCCCUGUACCGGAACACUCCGCAGUCCCUCCGACCCUCCGUCCAUGAGGUCGAUCUAGAGUGGCGUCACGGGCGUGCCGGGCGGGUGACGUUGAGUGACGAGGACCGGACGACUGUGACGGGCGCCGGAGGGUGGCGAGGCCUGAACACCUUGGCUCACUAUGGGGUCCGGGACGCCGCUGUUAUGGCUCUCAUUCCUCGCCAGAACGACUCCUUCUCAUCCAACUGCACAGGCUACUACUCAUAUGCAAACAGUGUGUCGCCUCUCAACUCUCCUGGAGGCGAGGUCGGGGUUGACUCUGGAAGCAACACUGUUGGGCGAGGUGGUAGCGGUCCAGGCGUCCACCUCUACCACUUGGUGCGAGCCUCUGACGACAAUGCCUCUGGAACUCUGGGCUCCUCCAGGGACGGCAGAGACCGCACAUAUGGCACACACAAAGCAAUACCAGAAAUAUUCCUUACGCGGUUGUUGUCCACUAAAGGCACCGUCCAGCAGUUUGUCGACGACUUCUUCAGAACCAUACUCAGUGCUAACGAUGGCCUGCCUCCUGCGAUCAAGUGGCUGUUUGAUCUGCUAGACGACGCUGCACGUGCCCAUGGAAUUAUCGAUCCAGAGGUCAUCCAUGCCUGGAAGUCCAAUUGCCUUCCCUUGAGAUUCUGGGUUAACUUUAUCAAGAAUCCAGACUUCAUCUUCGACAUAGGCAAGACUCCGACGGUGGACUCUUGUCUGUCGGUCAUUGCACAGACAUUUAUAGACUCUUGCUCUACAACAGAGCAUAGACUAGGAAAAGAUUCCCCCUCCAAUAAAUUACUGUUCGCUAAGGAUAUUCCAAGAUACAGAGCGCAGGUGAAAAACUUCUACAGUGAUGUAUCGAGUGCACAGCCUGUUAGUGAGCAGGAGCUGGGGCAACACAUGCAGCAGCUCUCCUCGGGGCACACUGGCCACUUUGACAACCUGGCCGCUCUCAAGGAACUCUAUAUCUAUGUCACCAAGUACCAUGAACUAAUCCUGGAGUCAUUGGAUGCUGACCCAUACUGUCGGAAGCUGAACCUGGCCCAUCGCCUGCAGUCCAUUGGGUAUAUCUUGGAGUCUUACAGUCACGCGGGACCUGUUGCGCCCAUGCCUCCCCUUCAGUUAGCGGGGCAGCUUUCCGAGCUGUAACGACCUCUUCGCCUAUCUUCCCCUUUCAAGAAAUGGGUGUUGGCUUGCCACGUGACAGUUUGUGUGGAUACUUGGAAAAUAUGGAACAUAAGACAAUACCGAACUUCUUUGUGACCAGAACAGCUACUGAGACUAUUCAGUACAAGUGUUCUUCCAUAGUGCAAUAAUCUGUCGAAGAUAAAGAAUUACAGUAUUUUAUCCACUCUGCAUACACAUAUGCAGUUAUUUAUAUGGAAUUUAAUUAACAGUUUUUUUUGUUACUCAGAGAAAAUGUCACUGAAAAACUUGAUAUGAUGGUGAUUAGUGUAUAUAAUUUAUGAACGUUGAUAGUGACACUGAUAAACUUUGCCCUCCGGCAAGCUGAAUGUGAUACAUUGGAUUUCAUAUUUAUGUGUUAGUUGCUGUGGUCUAGUACUAGUGCCUAAGGAUACAAUGUUCCUUGUUUGACAAAGUGCUUAUAAAUCACUUCUCACGUGCAAAUGUGCAAAUCUGCCGUUCUUAACCAGAGUUGACUGGACACGGCACCAAAAGCGGAUACUUCCCGUCAGAAACUCCAGCUGCUGUGUUAGUUGACUUUUGUACAUACACACUUUUUUUAUGCCCUAGCAAGCUGGUGAGAAUAGUAAUGGAGAACAGAGUGGAUGACUGCCAUAUGGAUGUAUCAUAGUCCAAUUUAUAAUGUAUUAAACUACAUUUCAUAUACCAGUCAUGCAUUUUUUAUACUGCUUUUGCAAUUUUUGGAGCUACGGAAUCUCAGUAGAUCACCAAUGCCUCACUUUUUUUUUUAUUAAGCUUGGUGCUAUGAUAUCUAUGAGAAAAUUGCCUUUUUUUUCUUUAUGAAAAUAAUGGUUUCGCCAGCAACAAACGACAAGUACCGAGAGUUUUUCCCAUCUCCAUCCAAUGCAUCUUGUCCACUAGUCUGUUGUUUUUCUUGUGUAAUUUAUCCACUUUGGACAGUUUGUACAUAGCCGUCUAUUGACCCGAUAAAGAUGAGUCGAGUCUCUCUCUUGUAUAUGAUUUUAAGUAUGUUUUCUAAUUUCAUGCAACGGUAGUUGAAGAAUGUGACGUACAUGUCGAGAUUUUUUUUUUUUGACGAAACAUUAUUUUUCGCAUGAGUGACUUUAAUGGCCUUUUUUUCUCCAAUAUUUGUAAUCUGGUUCAGAUCUCGAGUGGAGUUUGUGACAGUAUCGUAUAUACGGUAUAAUUAUAAUUACCAAUUUCUUUAAUCUGUAUUAAUGGAUUAAUUUUUAAUUUAAUUGUGAUAUAUCUUUAGUUAACUGCUCUGAAAGGAACACCUUUCAUUACUUCCAAGCAGAUCUGAUUUUGUGAUUCAACUUGUCUUAGAAUUAGCAUCAGUCUUACUAAACCGCUAUCCCACGGUCACUUCAGUCACACGGGAACCUCUUGACGAUACAGAACUAAAAUUCGAAUGUUUACCAACACCUUUUUAUACUCUCCUGCCCUCGUGGAUUAUUUCUUGUCAUUUUAUACUGUCUGCCCUCACAGUUCUAACUCGCCUCCUUCCCCAGACCCUCGCCCCUUAACACAGCUCCCACCAGGAUGAUUAGUUAUAAAUUUGCUAUGCAACAAUAAACUGCUUUCAUCUGCUGAUGAGGUGACGAUGAAGAAUUUUGGGGACAUUGUAUAAAUCUGUACAGAGAACUUUUGUUAUUGUAAAGUAUUUUUGUAAAUGUGAGUAUGAGGGCAUUGUGUAAAAUCUUGCAACUUUACUACAAAUAAAGUGAGUGCCAAGAGA